Molecule: messenger RNA, 1053 nt
Organism: Caenorhabditis elegans
Lineage: Eukaryota; Metazoa; Nematoda; Chromadorea; Rhabditida; Rhabditidae
Gene: F22B5.5
Product: DUF1248 domain-containing protein
Exons: 5
Coding region: 23-1021 (332 amino acids)
Source: RefSeq, marked reviewed
AUUACUCCGUUUUCAACACAAGAUGAAUGGUUGCAAGCAAUCGGCCAGCAAAGUUUUCAAACUUGUUGGAGGAUUCAACAAAGCAUCAUCAAGAUGUUUCUCUUCGGAGAAAUUGAUUCCAAAGGAUUUAAAAAUUGUGAAGAAUCCGACCAGUGAGCAGAUCAAACAGUUUCAAAAAUUGGUUGGUGAUUUCAAUGAUAUCAAAUUGCUAAAGGAGACAAUGAAGGACAACUAUCAAUUGUACCUACUUUGCCACAAAGAUUCAACUGUGCUUUCGGGAACCCAGUCUAUCACUUACAAAUCUCUGAACCGUUCCAUUCCCGAUUUUCAAACAUUUGGCCUUUCAUAUCAACCGGAUAACACGUACAAUCUGCUUCCUCACCUGAUGCAUGAAAUGGCGACAGAUUUUAAAUCUGUGAAAAUGAAUUCUGGUGGUUGUGUCGACUCAAAGUACGCCGCCGUUUGGAGAAAGGUUCUGCAUACAAAAGUUCGUGGACCAACUUACUACGUGUCACACUACAAACCUGACGAGGUUUUCAAUCCAGAACUAGAGUUUGAUGACGUAGUUGUUAAGAAGUUUAGUGAUGUUCCAGUUGAACAUGUUGUCAAGUAUGACAAUUCAAUUUUCCCAUAUGAACGUAAAGAAUACAUUUUGGCAAAGUUCAAGAAUGGAGUUGGAAGAGUUGCUUAUAACAAAUCGGGAGAAGUUAUCGGAAUUGGUUUGGUUUCCACUGAAUCUUCUGGAAACUGUGAAAUUGGCCCAAUCUACUGUGACAACAAGAAUGCAGCUCAGGCUAUUUUCCAAAGUAUUAUUCAAGAUCUUCCCAUGAAAGAUCUCAAAGAUGUUCUCGUUCGUUGCAGUGAUAAGUUUGAAGACAGUGCUACUUGGAUUCGCCCAUUCCUUCGUCGCAGCCACGAAAUGACACCAUUCGCUCACAUCAAGUUCAAUCGUGUCAUUCCCGAUGGCCUCAACUUCUCGAAAGUCUUUGUGAGCUCGAACCCAUCAAAUGCUCCGUGCUAAUAUACUGAAAUAAAUUAUUUUGACGUUUUGGA